AUGUCCUUCCUUGGAAGCUUCUGUUGCUUCUUUCCCACCCGACGACAGCUCCCAUACUCUCCCACCCUUCAUCGGCAGCCUUAUGAUCCUCAAGCAGGUUUCAGGCAUAGUCGCGGGGCCGGUGGAGACGUGGAUGCGCCCGGCAUAGAUGAACCAUAUCUGUCUAUGGCUCCUCUACCAAGAUACACCCCACUACCUAUGAGACUCCACGAAAAGACGCUUGCAUUUCAACACCAACACUCUGAUUUCCCACGAUUUGAGAAAAAUCCGAACGAAUUUGAGCGGGGACUUGCUUCGUCUCAUUUCGAUGACCUCUCUGAUGCCUCGUCAGUUGUGUCAGUGCCAAGCAGUUUUGGAAAUACGUCAACUGCAACGACAGAAACCCCUCCUCCUCCAUAUUCGCCCAACUCGUCAAGAGAUCCAUCCCGCCGCUCAAUGUCCAUAUCUGUGUCAACCCAGGGGACCGGUUUCACCAAUGCUAGCCUAGAAAGCUCUGAUCCCCAAUCGCUUGAUAUCCAGCUUCCUCUACCUCCACCUUCUGCGAUCUAUAGAUCUCAUACCGCAGAUCAGUUCCCGGAAACCAGCCGCGAGGGCUAUAGACGCUCAUUAGAUGAACAAAUAAAUCGGUCAUUAUCUUCAUUACCUCCGGCCUAUCCGAGAAGAGAGUAG
Paracoccidioides brasiliensis Pb18 is the source of this 669-nucleotide messenger RNA. RefSeq lists its product as uncharacterized. The coding region runs from base 1 to 669 and encodes 222 amino acids. The record is from RefSeq and is a predicted model, not a curated record. The transcript has a single exon.